Messenger RNA from Symbiodinium sp. CCMP2592, 573 nucleotides. Lineage: Eukaryota; Dinophyceae; Suessiales; Symbiodiniaceae. The record is from the annotation of a GenBank genome assembly.
AUGGCAUCGCAGGAGUCUCUAGAGGCAGCCGUGGACAUACUUCACAACAUGCAGCGCAUCAGGAAGAAUGUCAAGGCUGUCGUCAUGCACUUGGAGGGCGUGUCUGCGCCAGCACAAUUCCACAGCUAUGCACUUGCAAGUGGCACCUUCCUAGUGGGACUGCGGGCUAUCAGUGUGCCAAUUAUUUUGGCAGCUUGGGGGAGGAUUUCAGGACCAUCUUGGAACCUGGCCUUGGCUUGCGACUACCGUAUUGCUGCUUUGGACGCAGAUUUCGUGCUGCCCAUUAUUUCCCCACCCGAAUGCCUUGGAGAGUUGGUGGGGCAAGCUGUGGCAGCUCAGCUGUCCAUCAGCAGCGGCACUCUCGACUCACAGGGCUUGCAGGAGCUCGGCAUUCUGAACCAGGUGAGGCCUAGCAAAGACGAGACAUGCCGUGCGGCCACUGAGCUCGGCAAGAGAAUUGCUGGAUUCCCAGGUAUUGCUUGCCGCCAGACCAUGAGUCUUCUGAGCGUGCCGCCUGUACGAUACAUUUCUGUCGGAGCUAGCAAACUGCCUGACCCGGACCUGUUCGCAUAG